AUGGAUUUGCUCUUGGCCUUUGAGGUUGUUCGGGCUUUGCUGCAAGAGUUUGGCAUAGUGCCACCUGAUGGCAUUUGCUCCUUGUUCGUCGGGGUUGAUGAGUACCAGAGCAUUCCGCCAGGGAGCCUCUACGACAAGAGAUACGACCAAAUACACGAUGCGUUUAAGAGAGCGCCAGCACAGGUCGAUAUAUCCGACCAGUUGAAGGGGAUAAUGAAGGUUUCCAAUCUUUGGAAGCUCAUCGAAAAGUUCGAUCAGUGCCGCAACAUCUCAAACUUGCAUAUUUAUCCUGCCUUUGCUGGCACAAAAUUUGGAGUGUUAAGCAUCGCUGGCUCUUCCGUGCCUGAAACAUGUCGAAGACCUCUCUCCUUUCUGACUCCUCAAGGCAUGGAGGAUGCAAUUAGGUCAGGGAACAACAAGGAAAAAUUGGUCAACGACCAGUUCCGUGAGGAGCUCUUCUUCCUGGGGGGGCUGCCUCGCCCGUCUAUUGCGUUUGCCAAUGGCGGUUCCUUCGAGGAUAUCUGGCAUCAUUAUAUCGCUUCGGAAUGGAAUAUUGAUUCCGAGGAAAUGCUUCUGUUGAUUGCCUAUGCAAUCAGCAGAGAGAAAGUGAACCCUGAGGACAAAUCGGGCAUAAGGGGUCUCAAAUGGCUGGCUGCUAAAACAGCAAGACCGACGACGCUUGUUGAAAAGUGCAUGGUUCAGAAUCUGAACUUCCUCGUUGACCAUGUUGACAAAUCUCUAUAUGUUGCAGAAGCGUGGCAGCAAUGGGAGUUAUUUGGGGCUGCUUUCUUUGCGUUGAGAGUGAACGCGAUCAUUCUUCUCGACAGCUCUGAUGGGUCCGGUAUUCCUUUCGCCCGUCUUUGCGAGCAUGCAGUAACCCAUGGAUGUGAUCAAAUUGUGGAUUUGCUCCCGAUGGAAGUGAUACAGAUAGCCGAAACAUUAUCCACAGAGCUGCCAAAAACGAUCACUUCCAAGAAAUCUCGUCAGAUCCACAACUGGGUCAAUGGGGAGGUGAGGAAGGAUACCUUGGGAGAAACUGUCACUUACUGUGUACUCAAUGGGACCAGUGGUGAAGGUGUUGAUAUCUUCUGUGCUUUACAGCGUAGCGGGACCAGCGAAUUCCUCUUUUACGCCGACGGUUGUCUUGCCUCUCAUCCUGCCGCCUCCCCAUGUAUUGACGUGAACUUGGACAACUGUUCCACUUUGAAAUUGCUAACAUCUGUGGCAACCAUUGUGGAUGAGAUUAUCGAGAACCGCCCUUUUGAAGACUUGCAGGCAUUUUCUGACUUCUGCACACAGUCUGGACGUGAACUUUCUGCCGACGACAGCUCUCGGUGCAUUGUAUUUCGCCGAUCUGCUGGAUAG
Messenger RNA from Seminavis robusta, 1365 nucleotides. The record is from the annotation of a GenBank genome assembly. NCBI's taxonomy places the organism in Eukaryota, Bacillariophyta, Bacillariophyceae, Naviculales, Naviculaceae.